AUGGGAGCUGGUGUUGGUGGUGGAACACACGGGCCCCCAGGAGAGAGAGUCCAGACCGGUCGAUGCGCCUGGCUGGGGCCAAAGAUGCGCCUCACGCAGGUUGUUAUCUGCUUCUUCUCGACUUCCACUCCUCUAUACCAUGCAUCGCACCAGCAAGGGGAUGCCGGGCUUCUUCAGCCUUCUCUCUCUAUCUCUUCCAUUCUCUCUCUCUCUCUCUCUCUCACCCUCGUCCGAUGA
Molecule: messenger RNA, 237 nt
Organism: Colletotrichum destructivum
Lineage: Eukaryota; Fungi; Ascomycota; Sordariomycetes; Glomerellales; Glomerellaceae
Exons: 1
Coding region: 1-237 (78 amino acids)
Source: RefSeq, a predicted model, not a curated record